CAUGGUCUCCUGCGAUCAGCAGACUUUCCUCAUUCCUAACUAACUAGAUCCUCCACUUAGAAGCCAGCCAGGUUUUAACAGACAACAGAAGAACUACUCGGGAACGUUGGGGAAGCUUGUUCACUGAGUUCACCGAGUCCACUUCAAGCAGCCGCGACUAAAAGAUUCGCACACACCUGGCGUGGGAAUCUACCCUUCCUUAAAAUCUAGCUGCUCAGAUUUGAAAAGGAAUUGUUAUGACUUUGAUCUGUUGACAAAGGACGAAAACACUCAAGUGAUCAAAAAGUUUACGCUGAAGUUUGGGAAGUGGAAGCACCUGCGGGUGAUUUGAUUUUACUUGUUUUGCUGUCACUAUGUCGAAGCCUGCGGAUCACGUUAAGCGCCCCAUGAACGCUUUCAUGGUCUGGUCCAGGGCGCAGAGGAGAAAAAUGGCUCAGGAAAACCCCAAAAUGCACAACUCCGAAAUCAGCAAGAGGCUGGGAGCCGAGUGGAAACUUUUAACAGAAUCUGAAAAGCGACCUUUCAUCGACGAGGCCAAACGGCUCAGAGCACUGCAUAUGAAGGAGCACCCGGAUUACAAGUACCGACCCAGGCGCAAGCCCAAGACUUUGCUGAAGAAAGACAAAUUCGCUUUCCCCAUGCCUUACCUGGCGGAUCAAGACGGGAUCAAAUCAGCCGGCCUGUCCGCCAGCGUCCUGCCGGACUCCCUGCUCACCUCGACAGAGAAAGCCAGGCUCUUUUUCCCGCAUGCCACAGCCAGCCCGUAUUCACUUUUCGAGGCGAGCCAUCUGGGCUCCAAAAUGAGCGAGAUCUCACCGAGCUCCCUGUCUUCCUUGCAGUAUGCCUCUCCGCUGGCUUACCAGAGCGGGGCCAGCGCUGCAGCGGCGGCCGCUGCUGCUGCUGCGGCUUUCAGCGGGGCUCACACUCACACGCACCCGUCACCCGGCAACCCAGGCUACAUGCUGCCCUGCAAUUGCACCGCCUGGCCGGCUUCAGGACUGCAGCCUCCCCUCGCGUAUAUCCUCCUCCCGGGUAUGAGCAAACCUACACUAGAACCUUACCCUGCCUAUGCAGCUGCAUUAUGACAGGAGGCAAAAAGUUUCAUUUGAUUGGAAAACAAGACCGCACAUGUUGUUUGUAAAGGAAUUUUUAAAAAAAAAACGAAACAGACACUCGUGAUCCGGCAGAAGGUAGCUCUGUCUGUUGUGUGACGCGAUCACUUGGAAUGAACUGCUUCCCAGUAAAUUGUUCUCAGAUCAUGGGCGAACAAAAACUUUUUUGGGGGGACGGGGAACGACUGUAAUUGCUUGUAAAGGAAAACAAACCGCCAAUUCUAAUCGAUUGUUAAAACCUGUGUGUGUUUGUGCGCGCGCGUAUAUAAAUAUAUUUCCAAUCAUGAACUUGGAUGAAUGAACCAGAGAGACAACUGCUAAAUUUCUGCAGUCACAUUACGAUUGGGCGAAACGUCGAAGGGAGUAUUGUAAAUGUGUAAAAAGAAUCGCAAUGGCCGGAUUCCUGAAUAUUGCACAUCAAUAUUUACAUCAGUGGAAGUAAAUUGCUAUCUUUUUUGCAUUGUACUGCGACAGGACCUAAAUAUAAGACUUUCAAUCAAAUUGUAAAUCUGUAAAAAGAAGCACGAUUGCUUUGUCUAUAGCUGUGCGUAUAUGGUGAAAUGUGUGAAUGGAGACCUGAACAAACUGUACAGGCAACAAGAAAGAACUGUACAUUUUGUAAAUGUAGCUUUUAACCUGCGACUUGUUACCUGGUUUCUCCACCAUCCAAUUACCCAAGAGAUGGAAGCUGUGGAACUGUACUCCAUCCUAACUACUUCAAGGCAUUGUUGCAGAUUACGGAAAAGAAAGCUAAAAAAAAAUUGUAAAUGUGUAUAUUUCGAUGUUUGUUGUUGCAUGAUUAGUUCUCAUUUUGUAUAAUUUUCCCUCACACGAGCCGGUCCUGGUCUCGCAUACUUGACUUCUUGGGUUUAAUGUAAACUUACCUGAGAACGUGACCUAUUUCCAGAGCAUCAAACAAAAAGGAACAGGCAAAAGCACUCUUUCAGUGUGAAGCAGUCACUAUUCUGACUGGCUGAUAUUUGUAUUUAUUGCUUAGUUAGACUAAUUAUUUUUGCAUUUUACCCCUCGGAUACUGGACUAUUUUUUAGUCCUUUCGAGUAACGUUUGCACAUUAAAAAGGUGAUAUUAGACCUCAGCGGUCAAUAUAAUGUAACGGUCAAACAAAAAAAGUGCAAAUAAAUAGAAAAAUACAUAAAAUACUACGUGCACUAUAGUUACUAGAAUAGCCGCUACAGUUGUUAAAAGUUCUUCAUGGGAGUACUAUGUGGACCACACCGGAAUGACCUCUGACACUGCCAUCUAGUGCUACUCUUGUUAUUGUUUAUUAGUAUUUAGUAUUAUUGGAGGAACAAAGCAACUUCCGAGUCAUGACAAUUGCUGAAUCUGUUGACUUUUCUCGGAUUGAAAACAACAACCAACACUGACGAUUGCUAGCUAAAGGAGUAUGUCUUUCAAAAUCCUUGACAAAUAUCUGUCUGAACAGAAUUUGAUCUUCAGCAGCACAAAAUAUGCAGACGUCGGCAAUAUUUUCUUUUUAAACAUAAAAGUGUUAGUUAACAUCUGUGAAUCCUUUGUGCACAGUCUAACAGUUGAAUUCUCAUUGCUGCUCAUUUUAAAGCAGCAAUAAGAUCAUUGCCGUAAAAUUAUUUUCUUGAUUUAAAAAUCCACAUGAUUUCAGUAUACCUGUUAUGUUGUUUGCUGUUAUGUGUAAUUCAAGUGUUGCGUGGUCCCAGCAUGUUAUUAUUUUAUAAAAUGUUGGCGUUUCUGUAACAUACAAAGCAUUUUUAAAGUAUGCGUUUUGCGAAUCUUUAUGAAGUUUUAAACAGUGUGGUAUUUUUGUUUUUAAUUUAAUAGUAGACGCUGAACAUUCUUGUACAUUUUAGGGUCUGAUUACUACCCUGUUCAUUUGUUGAACACAGCGUUUUAAUAAAGAAGAGACCACUGAAAAAUCCAA
This is a messenger RNA of Carcharodon carcharias (great white shark), 3027 nucleotides long. RefSeq names its product SRY-box transcription factor 21b (gene sox21b). Gene Ontology annotation, biological process: anatomical structure morphogenesis; cell differentiation; regulation of DNA-templated transcription. Bases 354 to 1085 code for a protein of 243 amino acids. The record is from RefSeq and is a predicted model, not a curated record. Gene Ontology annotation, molecular function: DNA-binding transcription factor activity, RNA polymerase II-specific; RNA polymerase II cis-regulatory region sequence-specific DNA binding. The transcript has a single exon. Lineage: Eukaryota; Metazoa; Chordata; Chondrichthyes; Lamniformes; Lamnidae.